AGAUUUUGGCAAUUAGUUUAGGUUGCCAUUUUUCCUGUUAUUAAAAUCCUCGAUAUGUCAGCUUCAGACCUUUUGCGUAAUGGUUAGGGUCUAGAAAGUAAUUUACACACCUUCAUGCACCAUGCUUACAUCUAGAAAUUGAUUCAAAUAUAUUGUGCAAAAUAUGUCGGGACUAUCAUCUCGGAGAAAUUCCUCAGGCAGAAGAAAUUCCGUUCUCAAGUCUAAUUUGCUUAAUCGGCUUGACAGUAGAAAUUAUCCUUUGCCAUGGGCUGCAAACGAGAAGUCCACAGUGAUCGAACAGCAGGAGGAACUUGUUAAAAAGCUGAAUACAUACUACAUCCAACUGAAGACACAUAUUCUGCAACACCAAAGUCCUACACUGGGACUGUUUCCUGAAAUUGGCAAUGAGGAAAACCCAACUCACAUAGCACAUGUCAGGGCUAGCAUCUAUUCUGCCGUGGCUGUGUGGUCAUUAUCUCAGGCUUACAGAAAAGUGGACGAUGACCAGGGUCGGACACACGAGUUGGCCCAGAGUGCAGUCAAGUGCAUGCGAGGAAUUCUUUUCUGUUGGAUCCGACAGGCAGACAAGGUCGAAAGUUUCAAAGCCAAUCAGAGAGCUGAGUAUGCCCUCCAUUCAGCUUUCCACAUGGUGACCGGUGACCCAGUGUACCGUGAUGAUGAGUACGGCCACCUACAGAUUAACGUGAUUGGGUUGUACCUGAUUUUUCUGGUGCAGAUGAUCUCAUCAGGAUUACAGAUUAUAUUUACAACUGACGAGGUGAAUUUUGUCCAGAAUCUUGUUUUCUAUGUUGAACGAGCCUACAGAACUCCUGACUAUGGAACAUGGGAGAGGGGGAGCAAGUACAACAACGGCUCAACCGAAAUUCACGCCAGCUCUAUAGGUAUAGCUAAGGCUGCACUUGAAGCCGUGAAUGGAGAAAAUCUCUUUGGAAAACAAGGAGCUUCCUGGUCUGUGAUUUUUGUCGACUAUGAUGCCCACAAUCGAAAUCGGACCAUUUUUGAAGGAAUUUUACCCAGAGAAUCUAAUUCCAAGAACACAGAUGCAGCUCUAAUAUCAACGAUUGGUUGGCCCACUUUUGCUUUGCAUGAAGAAGAUGUCAAGAAAAGGACCUUCGCUAAAGUGCUCCGCAAACUGAAAGGCAAAUAUGGCAUCAAACGAUUUCUGCGGGAUGGAUAUCGCACGGUGUUAGAGGACAGUAAACGGAGAUUUUAUAAACCAGCAGAAAUCAAACUGUUUGAUGGCAUUGAGUGUGAGUGGCCAGUUUUCUACAUCUAUUUGAUGAUUGACAGGAUUUUCCAUCAUGACAAGGAGGGAAUUAAGUACUACUCAAAACUACUUGAGCCACUGCUGUAUGACUCAGAUGGAGGUAAACUGGUUCCCAAGUUUUAUUAUGUGCCAAAAGAAAAUAUCGAGGAGGAGAAGAGAAACCCAGGAAGUAUGACGCGAUAUCCGAGUGCAGAGGGGUCGACUGACGGAACAUAUAUGCUGGGCCAAUCAAUUUAUUUCAUUUCACAGUUGCUUGUCCAUGGACUAUUGAAUUUGAAUGAUCUUGACCCCAUUAGAAGACACCUGCCAGCAUCAGAGCGACCUAAGGUCAACAUGAGAUACUCAUCUUUUCAGAUCACACCCCCUGACCUUGUGACCCAGGUCAUAUUGAUUGCAGAGAGUUCCCGCCUGCAGCAGCUCCUUGCUACCUAUGGAAUUCAGACCCAGACCCCACAUCAAAUUGAGCCGAUACAGAUCUGGUCUCCCAAGGAGCUCUCUAAGGCGUACGAAUACCUUGGAGUCAACAAGAAGCUUGGGUUGACGGGGCGACCCAAGCGGCCGUUUGGGGUUCUCAGUACUUCUAAGAUAUACCGGGUGUGUGGGUCGACGGUGUUGUGUUAUCCUCUAGUGUUUGAAGUCAGUGACUUUUACCUAGCCCAGGACAUCCCCAUCAUGCUCGAUGAUCUUAAAAAUGACCUUGCAUUUUUAUCCAAGUGUUGGAAGCUGUCAGGGAGACCCACUUUUUGCAUGAUAAUUAGGGAGAGCAAUGUCAGGGGACCUAGCUUUAGCGAGUUUUUAGACCUGCUUGCUCAGUUCAAGCGUGGAGAUGUAGAUGGAGUACGAGUUCGCAUGGGGAAACUUCAGUCUCUCAUUACCUCUGGAUGUGUAGAACACCUGGAUUUCUUGGACAAGAUUGGAGACCCUACAGACGUUUUUGUUCCUUUUGAAGAGAAAACUGUUGGUACCAGUUUCAAGAGUCUGACAGAGAUUCCUAAUUUACCUGAACUGAAUGAUGCCAUGCUAAGAUUUAACGAAGAGGAUCUUGCCCGGAAACCCAACUGGGACCUGAUCAACAUGUUGAAAUCUACAGACGGGAUCAUUUCUCAGAGUCAGAUCCUGAAGGUGCUGUUUCAGAGGGAGGGUGCCCACUUCUGGAUUGAGGGCGAGUCUAUCACCCAGAAAAUGGAGCGUCUGAUCCAUCAGGCCGGACUCUACAAGGAGUGGUCAGCUGUCCGGCUACAGUCUGCUCUACUGCGCAAAACUGUGGACAGUCUUGCUCCAUCGGUCACCACAAUACUGGUCAGGGGAAAACAGGUGACAGUGGGGAUCUAUGGCCAUGAGGAGGAGGUGCUGGACAAGCCUGUGAGCCCAGGGUACCUCCAGGACCUCAUCUUUAAGAUCUGCUUGCCACACAACAUCCAGGAAGCCGUUCUACAGCAGGAACUCAUUCUGGGAAUAGGGAAGUUGAUCGCAACUGCACCUGAUCUGUUUGAAGGAAUUCUGAAAAUCAGAAUAGGCUGGUUUGUGCGAGCAAUGCGGUUUGAACUGGAACAGGAUGAGGAGGGAGUUGAACUCCAUGACCUUUCUCCUAAUGAUGUCAAGGCCAUUUUGAUCGCUGUUCUGGUGAGGAAUGUGUAUGAUGCGGACCUAAGGACUCCUCUACAGAAACGACAGCUAGACGGUGCCCUGAAUAGAGUCCCCAAGGACUUCUAUGACAGGGUGUGGUCCAUUCUGGAGAAAACUCCAUACGGCAUCAAAGUAGCUGGCUACCUCCUGCCACAGCAACCAACACUGUCAGACAUGACUAUGUAUGAACUGAACUUUUCUCUGCUGGUGGAGCAAAUGUUGAGCAAGAUUGUAGACCCAGCUUACAGACAGAUUAUGGUGGAGACAUUUAUGGUGGUAUCCACCAUGUUAGACAGAAAUCCGGAGGCUACCUUUGAUCAAGCCGUGAACAUGGACAGGAUGAUAUCUGAUGCUUUUGAGGCCUUUCAGCGAGAUCUUAAUAAGAGCGAGGGGCACGAGAAACAGGACGACAUGACAAAGUUCUUCAACACGCCACCUCAUGUCAAGCAGGGAACGUCUAGGUACCUCACUAAAGCGGUCAUCAACAGUCUGCUGGACGGAGAAAUGAAAGUCGAGUCUGAAGACAUGUGCCUCCUCGCAUGACAUCACCUGUCUGUCAAGCAACUAAUGACCUAUUACCAAACCUGUUGCGAUUCCAUGUGUAUUGUUAAAACUGUUCAUUCGUUGUAGAAUUAAUUGGCAGUUAAGGUGAUCCAUUAUGAAAUGAAGUAUUGUUUCAUUUUGCUAAUGAUUUGGAUUGAUGGAAGAGUCUACCACAAUUUUGAGUUUUGCUGAGAAAGCAAAUGACUUUGUUGUAAUAAUGAUACGCUUUGAUCUGAUGAAAACUUGCUUGUUAUAGUGAGUCUUUAAUAGAGUACUUUCCUUCCCAAAGCUUGAUUAUGUAUUUAUGAAGAAAUAAAUUUUGUUAUUGUUUGCAA
Molecule: messenger RNA, 3792 nt
Organism: Ostrea edulis (European flat oyster)
Lineage: Eukaryota; Metazoa; Mollusca; Bivalvia; Ostreida; Ostreidae
Product: phosphorylase b kinase regulatory subunit beta-like
Exons: 23
Coding region: 164-3457 (1097 amino acids)
Biological process (GO): glycogen metabolic process
Cellular component (GO): phosphorylase kinase complex
Molecular function (GO): calmodulin binding
Source: RefSeq, a predicted model, not a curated record